CAACAAAAGAAAAGGAACCGUACCGACUGAAAAUGAAAAUAAAACUCGAAUAAAGGUGGCGCGCACUUCGAUGCAACAACACUUUCACAUUCCUACGCGCGCUUACUUACUAUACACACUCUCCAAUCUCAAUCUCUUCACCUUUCCUCUCACUACCAUCAACAUUUUGUGCGCAAUGUCGACGCUGUCCCCGGAAUCCGUCGCAACCUUCAUGCGAAUCACCGGAGCAACGGAGUUCGUCGCUGUUCAGAAACUAGAGGAAUAUGGAGGCAAUCUAAACGAAGCCGUGAAUGCACAUUUUAUCGGAGACAGACACAUUCAGGAACAAAAUCUUGCUGCUACUGCAACCCCACACUAUGAUUACUCUGAAGCAAAUAAUCAAAACAACGAAAAUCGUGCUGGGUCACGUGGAAUUAUGCCUUUGUUCAAUGCUGCUAGAAGAUUUAGACCUUCACUACUACUUGACUCAAACUAUAGAAGAGAACUUAGAGAUCUAUGUAACGGGUUUGGUGCUACUACGAUUUCAAAUAGUACACCACCACGUGGUUCUCCACAAGGGGAGGCGAGGGAAUUUCCUACAGGGAUCAAUAGUGCACAUGUGUCGCCCUAUCUGUAUCAACCUGGAUUGAGCUAUGCAGGUGCUGAUACCAAUGGAAGUUUAUCAUCUCAUGGUCGAGGAUAUUAUGGGUCAAAUGAUUAUCAAAAUGACUACCCUUUAGCUCAGUCAAGUGCUUCACGUGUUCAUGAUGAAGAUGCAGAGGAUGCAAUGCUUCUAGCUGCAAUAGAAGCCUCGAAGAAGGAGAUCAGAGAAAGUUCUUCACAGAGUGCUCAUAAUCAUUCAUAUUAUGAUGUGCCUUCACAAAGUCAUUUUGAACGAGAAGAUGAUGAUUUGGCUCAUGUCAUUUCACUGUCUUUACAGACCGCAGAGAAAGAGGAAGCAAUACGUGAGCUUCGAGUGAAAGAGGAAAGUGAAGUACUUGGUGCUCAUGCUUUAUUAGCCGAGGGAGAGAGAACUAACACUAACAGAAGCAGACUAGAGUGGGGUGAUAUUUCUCCUGACGAGCUCAAUGAAGCAUUGCUGAUUGAAACUGCACUUUAUGGUGAAACUUCGAAUCACAGUUCUCACAAAUUUCCAUCUUUGCCUGAUCUGCAACAUCAUUCAGAAAAAAAUGCUGAUCCCAAAAGGCAGCGUUCAUCCAGUUCAGCAUCUCAAUUAUUAUCUGAGACUCAGUUGAUAAGACAACAACAGGAUGCUGACUAUAUAGCAUCACUACAAGCUGAUAAACAAAAAGAAUUGAAUUCUCUCAACAAAUCUGAAACCCAUUCGUCAAAGCAAGAAGAAAAACACAAAAAUACGCUUGAAAGAACGGAAUUGGAGAAAACAGGUGAUGCAAAAAAAAUUAUGCUUCCAAAUGAACCACCCUUAGGUGAUGAAAAAGCAAUUACUAUUGUUGUUCGAAUGCCGGACGGUGGUCGUUGUGAACGUCGCUUCUUCAAAACUGACAAGCUUCAGCUUCUUUUUGAUUUCAUAGACAUUUAUGGAGCAGUGAAGCCUGGCACCUAUAGAGUUGUAAGGUCGUACCCGCGACGAGCAUACAGUGUUAAUGAUAGAUCGGCUACCUUGAAUGAAGCAGGCCUUAGCAACAAGAAUGAGGCUUUAUUUCUCGAGUUGAUUUAGUCACCUAUUUUCUUCCAUUUAGUAUCCUGGUCCUUAAUUAGAACCCAAGAAAUUAUCAGGGCGCUCAUUUGACUUUUCUAGGGAUAAACAUAGUCUGAGACAGAUGAUAUUUAUUGAAUACAACUGAGGGCCGUUGUUAACUUAUUGUAUGUACAGAUCUUGAUACUUGUCAAUUAUUAUAUCUACGAAUGAAAGAAUUGGCUGUUGGCUGA
Medicago truncatula (barrel medic) is the source of this 1890-nucleotide messenger RNA. RefSeq names its product plant UBX domain-containing protein 9. Gene Ontology annotation, molecular function: ubiquitin binding. The record is from RefSeq and is a predicted model, not a curated record. Lineage: Eukaryota; Viridiplantae; Streptophyta; Magnoliopsida; Fabales; Fabaceae. Bases 71 to 1678 code for a protein of 535 amino acids. The transcript has 10 exons.